GGCAAGGCUGGGGGGCAGGGGCAGGGGCAGAGGUGUGGACCGGGCAGGCAGAGUGCCUGAGUGCCCUCUCACUCAAACCUCUCUACCCUUUGUCUGCAGAGGCGGCCGCUGACAGCACCAGCAUGUCUUACAGUGUGACCCUGACUGGGCCUGGGCCCUGGGGCUUCCGUCUGCAGGGGGGCAAGGACUUCAACAUGCCCCUCACUAUUUCCCGGAUCACACCAGGCAGCAAGGCAGCCCAGUCCCAGCUCAGCCAGGGUGACCUUGUGGUGGCCAUUGACGGCGUCAACACAGACACCAUGACCCACCUGGAAGCCCAGAACAAGAUCAAGUCUGCCAGCUACAACUUGAGCCUCACCCUGCAGAAAUCGAAGCGUCCCAUUCCCAUCUCCACGACAGCACCCCCACUCCAGUCCCCUCUGCCAGUGAUCCCCCACCAGAAGGACCCCGCUCUGGAUACGAACGGCAGCCUGGUGGCACCCAGCCCCAGCCCUGAGGCGAGGGCCAGCCCAGGCACCCCGGGCACCCCGGAACUCAGGCCUACCUUUAGCCCUGCCUUCUCCCCGCCCUCUGCCUUCUCCUCACUCGCCGAGGCCUCUGACCCUGGCCCUCCGCGGGUCAGACUGAGGGCCAAGACCAGCCCGGACGGGGCCCGGGACCUACUCGGCCCGAAAGCCCUGCCGGGCUCGAGCCAGCCGAGGCAAUAUAACAACCCCAUUGGCCUGUACUCGGCAGAGACCCUGAGGGAGAUGGCUCAGAUGUACCAGAUGAGCCUCCGAGGGAAGGCCUCGGGUGUCGGACUCCCAGGAGGCGCCGACUACCAGGAACGCUUCAACCCCAGUGCCCUGAAGGACUCGGCCCUGUCCACCCACAAGCCCAUCGAGGUGAAGGGGCUGGGAGGCAAGGCCACCAUCAUCCAUGCACAGUACAACACGCCCAUCAGCAUGUACUCCCAGGAUGCCAUCAUGGACGCCAUCGCUGGGCAGGCCCAGGCCCAGGGCAGUGACUUCAGUGGGAGCCUCCCUAUUAAGGACCUUGCCGUAGACAGCGCCUCUCCCGUCUACCAGGCUGUGAUUAAGAACCAGAACAAGCCGGAAGACGAGGCUGACGAGUGGGCACGCCGCUCCUCCAACCUGCAGUCUCGCUCCUUCCGCAUCCUGGCCCAGAUGACAGGGACAGAAUUCAUGCAAGACCCUGAUGAAGAAGCUCUACGAAGGUCAAGGCCCCAGGCCUCUUCCUACAGCCCAGCAAUGGCCGCCUCUUCAGUACCUGCCACUCACACCAGCUACAGUGAGGGCCCCGCCGCCCCUGCACCCAAGCCCCGGGUUGUCACCACUGCCAGCAUCCGGCCUUCUGUCUACCAGCCAGUGCCUGCAUCUACCUACAGCCCGUCCCCAGGGGCCAAUUACAGUCCCACUCCCUACACUCCCUCGCCUACCCCUGCCUACACCCCCUCACCUGCCCCUGCCUAUACCCCCUCGCCUGCCCCUGCCUAUACCCCCUCGCCUGCCCCCACCUACACUCCAUCCCCAGCACUAGCCUAUACCCCUUCGCCUGCUCCCAACUAUAACCCCGCACCUUCGGCGGCCUAUAGCGGGGGCCCUGCGGAGCCUGCUAGCCGUCCCCCCUGGGUGACAGAUGACAGCUUCUCCCAGAAGUUUGCCCCGGGCAAGAGCACCACUUCCAUCAGCAAGCAGACUCUGCCCCGGGGGGGCCCAGCCUAUACCCCAGCGGGUCCCCAGGUGCCACCACUUGCCAGGGGGACCGUCCAGAGGGCUGAGCGCUUCCCAGCCAGCAGCCGGACUCCACUCUGCGGCCACUGCAACAACGUCAUCCGGGGCCCAUUUCUGGUAGCCAUGGGCCGUUCUUGGCACCCUGAGGAGUUCAACUGUGCCUACUGCAAGAGUUCCCUGGCAGAUGUGUGCUUUGUGGAAGAGCAGAACAACGUUUACUGUGAGCGAUGUUAUGAGCAAUUCUUUGCCCCACUCUGUGCCAAGUGCAACACCAAAAUUAUGGGGGAAGUGAUGCAUGCCUUGAGACAGACAUGGCACACCACCUGCUUCGUCUGUGCGGCCUGCAAGAAGCCUUUCGGGAACAGCCUCUUCCACAUGGAAGAUGGGGAGCCCUACUGCGAGAAAGACUACAUCAAUCUGUUCAGCACCAAGUGUCACGGCUGCGAUUUCCCCGUGGAGGCCGGUGACAAGUUUAUUGAAGCCCUGGGCCACACCUGGCAUGACACCUGCUUCAUUUGUGCGGUCUGCCAUGUGAAUCUGGAGGGGCAGCCGUUCUACUCCAAGAAGGACAGACCCCUGUGCAAGAAGCACGCACACACCAUCAACUUGUAGGCGGCUGAGGCCGCCUGUGCUGAUGAGGCCCAGAGCUGCUCCUGCUGCUGGCAACAAAGGAUUCGGGAGGCUGAUGUUUCUUUCUUCUGAGGGGAACAGGGAGAGAGAGGAAGCAACUGAGCCCUUUGGAAGUAUAAUUUUAGGUUUUUUCUUCUGUACACAAAUCGUGUAUUUGCAUAGUUCAGACUAGGAGCCAAAUGAAGACUCAAAACCAAGCUAGUUAUUAAUCUAAGACUGGAAUUGUGCUUCAGACAUUUAGAGCAGAAUUCCAAGAACUCAAAAGUGAAAAGCAACAAGCAGCUUUCCCAAAGCGAUACACUUCCUGCGGUCACCAGAGGAGGACAGAGCUCAGAGCAGCUGUGGAGAAUCUGAAGUAUUCUGUGGAGUUCUUAAGCGCUCCCCUGGCAAACAAAUUGAAGUGCCAAACAGCACUCGCUGCAGGGUAUUUUUAGAGUCAUAGCUGAGAGCUUGUUAGCUAAGACCCAUUGGGCUUUCCUCACCAAAAAAGGAAGUGUUAUUCCAUUACUAGCGUCAUGGAGCUACCUCUGUGCAUCAGACUUCAGACCUUGAACAAACUUGAAACAUUCUAAUGGGAGCCCGGACGUCCAAAGAGAUGUCUUCUGGGAGCCACUGGGCAAUUGCCAGGACUCCAGGAAGGGCUCUGGCUCAGGUUGCAGACAGCUGAGAAAAGAUGGCCCUUUCAGCCACCCUCUCUCAGUCUGAAACAUCCAAUGUCCCCAGAAGGCUUAGCUCCUUUUUGAAUUGUGAUGGGAAAGUAGAAUUGGGUUUUUCCAGUUUUGCUCUGUGGUGUGUGAGAGAUUUUUUAAAGGCUCUGGGUUGUCUUUGGCCUUUGUUUAGCUUUAAGGGUUCGUUAGUAUGAGUGUCCAGUCGUGUGCGUGAAUUUCACCCCAACCUGUGACUGCUCACUUACGAUGUCUCCCCCAGUACCCUCCAUCUCAAAUAGGCUUGGUGGCCUGUGGAAAAGAAGAGAGACAGAGAGACAGUGUCUGAAAUAGGAUGGCAGAAUAGGCUCACAUGCCCAAACUCUGGGUGGGGAAGAGAAAACUUACUUUCUGCCACCCUCAGUAAGAACACACGAGGAGGCAGGACCUCCCACCUUCAGGUCUGCACCAUCCAUUUCAAAUGUUCCUUAAAAUGCAGCAGACUGAGUUUGUACAACUGUGUUAGCUGCUAGAAGGAACAGAUACACUGAUAUAUAUACAUUUGCUGUUUUGGCCAAUAUUUUGAAAAUGUAUGAGCUGAGUUGAUCUAGCUAUUAUUUAAGUAUUUAUUGAAGUAGAGGGGCCUUCAAACUACUUUAUGAUACUAGUGAUAGUUUGAGUUAGGUAAGCAUCUUAAAGCUGUUUGGCGAUAAAUAAGGCAGUUUAGAUUCUGUGGUUGGAAAUAGUGUAGUCACUUUCGUCUUUAGGAAGCCCUGUUAAUAUGCUCAUCGAAAACAUGGCAUUGAUGCAGGCAGUUUGCAUGAAUGUUUCUCACUUGAGCACGCUAUUUAGGCUGUCUUCCAACUCACUCUAUUCUGCUCUUACUCCUGUUUUGGAUUUUUCUCUUUGCACGUUUGAAAUAUUUUAUGGGAAUGUAUUAGAACUCUUUUCUUCUAAGGACUGAGACUUCCAGGGGACUGCCAUCUUACCUGAGUGUCUCCUCUCCAUUAGGGAGAAGGAAGCAGCUAGCUGUGUCCCUAGCUGCAGGAAGCCCCUAUUUUUUUCCAAGCAGGAAGCCACCAAUCUCCCCCAGGGAGCACCAGGGAGGGACAUGGAUGUGCUCCUGCCACAGGGCCCUUCCUACCUUUGGAUCUGCGACAAGGUGAAUACAAAGCAGCAGGCAGAGUAAAAUCUGCUGGGACUGCCUGGAGAUUUGUCAGGAGUUGCAGACAAAUACCUUGGAGCAUUCUGUUAUUUUUGGAAAGUUCAAAUACGCCGGGACAAGGAGGUUACUGACUGUACUGACAGGCUCUAAGUCGUUUUCUCCGAAAACUAACUAUUCAAUUGUCAGGGACUGGUCUUGAGGAAAGAAAGAAAGAAAAAAAAAACGUUCCCUAGAAUUCAGUUUCCCAAAUCUCUUUUUAAAGGUUUUACACACACGCACACACACACGAUCAUUAAAAAGUAUAUGAUCAUUAAGAAGAAAAGUGAAAUAUCUCAAGGGAUGGUUUCACCACAGUCCUUUAUUGAAUCAAUUUUUCUACAUUUCAGAGCAAGUAUAGAUUCUGAGGGACUCUUAUUUGCCAAAAAAAAAACAAAACUAGCAAAAAAUUUUUUAAAAAAAGAAAAAAAAAACAAGAAAAAAACCACUUAAAAUGUAGCAGGAAAAGAAGGUAGUUUUGAGUGUGGUUCACUCAGUGUCUGUGAGUCUGGUGUAGUGUCAGGAAUAAGACUGUGUCUAGCUCAAGUUUACAUUGUGAAUGUCCUACAACACCAAACAAAAUUUUUCAUAAUCCAUGGUGGGGAGCACACUUUGGAGCUACAGUUCUUGUUUCCUCAUUGUUGACAUUAAUUUAACAUUUAUAGGCCAGGUGCAGUGGCUCACGCCUGUUAUCCCAGCACUUUGGGAGGCUGAGGCAGGUGGAUCACCUGAGGUCAGGAGUUUGAAACCAGCCUGGCCAAUAUGGUGAAACCCCAUCUCUACUAAAGAUACACAAAAUUAGCCAGAUGUGGUGGCAGGUGCCUAUAGUCCCAGCUACUUGGGAGGUUGAGGCAGGAGAAUCUCCUGAAUCCUGGAGGUGGAGGUUGCAGUGAGCCGAGAUCAUGCCAUUGCACUCUAGCCUGGGCAACAAGAGUGAAACUCCGUCUCAAAAAAAAAAAAAAAAAAAAAGAUAAACACAACUUUUUUCAAUGGAGUGACAUAUCUGCAGCUUAUAUCUGCAGUGUUUGUGUUAGGAACCUAGCUUUUAUAAUGUUAACUUUUUAACUCAGUAUUCUGGCUUUGGGACUUUUUGUUUUGUUUUGGGUAAGAUUUCAGAAGUGGAAUGUAGCCUGUUAAAAGUGUGCACAAAAAUAUUUUGCAUGUUUUUUUUUCUCCUGUGUGAAUUCUACUUUUUAGCAAAAAUAAAAGCCCCCCAAAGGAUGUGCAAAUACA
Messenger RNA from Chlorocebus sabaeus (green monkey), 5441 nucleotides. Lineage: Eukaryota; Metazoa; Chordata; Mammalia; Primates; Cercopithecidae. The record is from RefSeq and is a predicted model, not a curated record.